Messenger RNA from Marasmius oreades (fairy-ring Marasmius), 1311 nucleotides. RefSeq names its product Suppressor of the cold-sensitive snRNP biogenesis mutant brr1-1 (gene SUB2). The coding region runs from base 1 to 1311 and encodes 436 amino acids. Lineage: Eukaryota; Fungi; Basidiomycota; Agaricomycetes; Agaricales; Marasmiaceae. The record is from RefSeq and is a predicted model, not a curated record. The transcript has 9 exons. Gene Ontology annotation, molecular function: RNA binding; ATP binding; RNA helicase activity. Gene Ontology annotation, biological process: mRNA splicing, via spliceosome; mRNA export from nucleus.
AUGAGCGCUCACGACAACGAGGAUCUUAUUGACUACGAGGAUGAAAAUGACGUGACCACCAACGGUUUCACUGCCGUUGCUGGUACUGCGGCAUCUGGUGCAGCGGCAACGGUUGGAGAAGACAAGGACAAAAAGAACUUUUCAGGCAUCCAUUCGACUGGCUUCCGGGAUUUCCUGCUCAAGCCUGAACUUCUGCGUGCAAUUAGUGACUUGGGUUUUGAGCACCCUUCAGAAGUUCAACAGGAAUGCAUCCCUCAAGCCGUCCUCGGAAUGGAUGUCUUGUGUCAGGCGAAGUCCGGACACGGCAAAACUGCCGUUUUCGUUCUAGCCACCCUCCAGCAGCUUGAACCCGUCAAUGGUCAAGUUUCCGUCCUUGUCCUUUGCCACACCCGCGAACUGGCCUUCCAGAUCAAAAACGAGUACACCCGUUUCGCCAAGUAUAUGCCCGACGUCCGAAUCAGCACUUUCUAUGGCGGCACUCCAGUUUCAAAAGAUGCCGAAAUCCUCCGAGACAAGACCAAAUGCCCACACAUCGUCGUCGCCACCCCCGGUCGUUUGAACGCACUCGCGAGAGAUAAAGUCUUGGAUGCAAAGAACGUGAAACAUUUUGUGCUGGACGAAUGCGAUAAAAUGCUGGAACAGCUUGACAUGCGUCGAGACGUACAAGAAAUUUUCAGGACUACCCCUCAUCACAAGCAAGUCAUGAUGUUUAGCGCCACUCUUGCAAAGGACAUCAGAGCAACGUGCAAGAAAUUCAUGUCGAAUCCCCUUGAAAUUUUCGUGGAUGACGAGACAAAACUCACCCUGCACGGUCUCCAACAACAUUAUGUUAAGCUCGAAGAGAAUGCCAAAAACAGAAAACUGAACGAGUUGCUCGAUACUCUAGAGUUCAACCAGGUCGUCAUCUUUGUCAAGUCAGUUGCUCGCGCUAUCGAAUUGGACAAGCUCCUCGUCAGCUGCAAUUUCCCGAGUAUCGCCAUUCACUCAGGUCUGCAGCAGGAAGAACGUAUACGUCGUUAUACUGCCUUCAAGGCAUUUGAAAAACGUAUCUUGGUCGCGACAGAUAUUUUUGGACGUGGCAUUGAUGUCGAGCGUGUCAAUAUUGUGAUCAAUUAUGAUUCUCCACCUGACGCCGACAGCUACCUUCAUCGUGUCGGGCGAGCUGGACGUUUCGGAACGAAAGGUCUCGCCAUAACCUACGUUUCUUCGGAUGAAGAUCAGCAGGUCAUGUCCGCCAUCCAGUCGAGGUUCGAGGUCGCGGUUCCUGAACUUCCCGACCACAUCGACCCUGCCAGCUACAUGACAUCCUAG